Gryllus bimaculatus (two-spotted cricket) is the source of this 459-nucleotide messenger RNA. Lineage: Eukaryota; Metazoa; Arthropoda; Insecta; Orthoptera; Gryllidae. The record is from the annotation of a GenBank genome assembly.
AUGCGUGCGUGUGUGCGCGGGCCCCCGCGAGCGACUGAGCGUGCGUCACCGGCCUCGCUCCUUCGUCCGGGCGCCGCCGCCGCCACCACCACCGCGUGCUGCACGCUCGCUGCCGUGACGCGCCCCACCGCCGCCUCCCGCCAGGCGUUUGUCUCGGCGAAUGCGCUGCGUCCAGGCGGCCGCGACAAGGGCCCCAGCGACGACGCGUCGAUUAGCUUCGCGGGCCGAUGCGAAGGUGCUUCAGCGAGUAGGCGCGGUCCUUCGUCAGGCGAAGGACGUUCUGGAGGCGUGCGGAAACGGGUCACCGCUUGUGGGGCGCCCGGGACCCAUUCGUCGCGAUGCAUCGACCUGCGGAAAACGCUGCUGGACGUGCACAGGACGUCCAUGUGGUGCUCCGCAAGUGUCGACCACCUCAGUGAUUUGCUUGCGAGUCCACGAAUUGGGGAUCAUGUCCUGUGA